Molecule: messenger RNA, 3591 nt
Organism: Monodelphis domestica (gray short-tailed opossum)
Lineage: Eukaryota; Metazoa; Chordata; Mammalia; Didelphimorphia; Didelphidae
Source: RefSeq, a predicted model, not a curated record
AGCUGGCUUCAAGUGUUAUAAAUUACUGUUUCUAUUCUAUUUAUCAUUCAAAAGUGUAAUUGGAGGUACUUAUAAGUUAGCCUCUGUGUCUUGUUUUACUGACUAAAACAAAGCUGUUGAGACCCUCUGUUUCACUCCUGCCAUCUCUUUCUUAAUGCUUCUUCCCACACUUUUUGAAUCAGGAAAUCCGGUUUUAAAUCAUGCCUGACGCUGAAGGUCUCUGCACCUCAGUUUUUUCAUCUGUAAAAUGGAUGUGAUAAUAGCAUCCCCUAACUCCAAAUUUGUAUUCUUCCUACUGUACAAAUUACCUCUUGCCAUUUAAUGUAUUCUCUUUUUAGUUGCCAUGAAGGACAGCAGUCUAUACUUAAUGGUGAUUUCCAAGCUGAACCAAGAACCACUGAGAAUCAAAUAUGUCUGUGCUAAGGAAGUUUCCCAUGAACUCCUAGAGGAACAGCCUGGGGUAGUGGAGAGAAGUCCAGUCUUAAAAGUUUGGAAGUCCUGGAUUCAUAUUCUACAUGGAAUCCUAGAGCCUCCCAUACAGUUUUGGAAUUAAAUUAGAGUUAAUUGCAGAUCAUGGAGGGAAGCAUGGCAGAGUCAAUGCUUGUGUGGAUGUAGUCCUCUCGGGAGUGAAGCUCUUGCAGGCACUUGGCCUCAGUCCGGGUGAUGGGGAAGAUCAUAGUGUCUUGCAUUCAAGAAAAGAUCUGGAAGAAGCCUUCAUUCAUUUCAUGGGCAAGGGAGCAGCUGCUGAGCGUUUCUUUAGUGAUGGGGAGUCUUUUCACAACAUCUCCCAGAUAGCAUCAGAGCUCCCAGGAGCCCAGCACUAUGUUGGAGGAAAUGCAGCUUUAAUUGGGCAGAAGCUUGCAGCAAAUUCAGACUUGAAGGUUCUUCUUUGUGGUCCAGUUGGCCCUAAGCUGCAUCAACUACUUGAUGACAAUAUAGUUGUUCCCCCAGAAUCAAUGCAAGAAGUAGAUGAGUUUCACCUCAUUCUGGAAUAUCAAGCAGGGGAGCAGUGGGGACCAUUGACUGCACCCAAUGCCAACCGAUUCAUCUUCUCACAUGAUCUAUCCAAUGGAGCCAUGAAUAUGCUAGAAGUGUUUGUGUCCAGUCUAGAGGAGUUUCAGCCAGACCUCGUGGUCCUGUCUGGAUUGCACAUGAUGGAAGGGCAAACCAAGGAGAUUCAGAAGAAGAGACUUCAGGAGGCCGUGAUUUCUAUCUCUGAUAUACCUACGGAUGUUCCCAUUCACUUAGAGUUGGCCAGUAUGACUGAUCGGGAACUUAUGAGCAGUAUUAUGCAUCAGCAGGUUUUCCCUCUGGUGAAUUCCCUUGGACUGAAUGAACAAGAGCUGCUCUUCCUUAGCCAGUCAGCCUCGGGGCCUCACUCCUCCCUCCCGGCGUGGAGCGGCGUCCCCGACGUGGGGGUCGUCAGCGACAUUCUCUUCUGGAUCCUGAAGGAGCGCGGCAGGAGUAAAGAGAGAGCGUCAGACCUCACACGGAUCCACUUCCACACUCUGGCCUACCACAUUCUGGCAACCGUGGACGGGCACUGGGGCAACCAGCUGGCGUCCGUAGCAGCGGGAGCCCGCGUGGCGGGGACCCAGGCCUGCGCCACAGAGACGAUCGACAGCGGCCGAGUGUCCCUCAAGGCUCCUCUGGAGUUCGUGACUUCCCACUCGGAGGCCGGCUCCAGAAUAGCGGUGAAUCCAGACGAGCCGGUGGCGCAGUGGCGCCGGGAGGGCGUCUCUUUUCAUUUCACCCCCGUCCUGGUGUGCAAAGAUCCCAUCCGGACGGUGGGCCUCGGGGAUGCCAUUUCAGCAGAGGGACUCUUCUAUUCAGAAGCGUACCCUCACUGACGUGAGCGGCGCCGUGCCCGGAGGAGGUGCGGACGGCUCCGACUGUCGGGAGAGCCAGCGAUGGCCAAGAAAUAGAUUUAGGACGUCCCAGCAAGCUUGAGGUCUAAUUGGAGGAUAGCCAAAGAAAUCUGUAUCAAACACAUUCCAGCCUCUUGGCGUUGGCCCAGGAGCGUUUCAGAUUUUAAUCAAGAAAUUUUAGCUCUUUACUGGUAAGACUAGAUGUGUGUGUCUGUGCGUGUGCAUGCAUGUGUGAGUGUGUGUGUGCAUGCAUGUGUGAGUGUGUGUGUGCAUGCACGUGUGAGUGUGUGUGUGCAUGCACGUGUGAGUGUGUGUGUGCAUGCACGUGUGAGUGUGUGUGUGCAUGCACGUGUGAGUGUGUGUGCAUGCACGUGUGAGUGUGUGUGUGCAUGCACGUGUGAGUGUGUAUGCAUGCAUGCGUGUGUUUUGCAGGGAAAAAAUCUCCUUCUCUGCAGUGUCACCAAUGGCUCAUUUAACCCAGCUUCUUAGUAUAAUUUGAAAGGACAGAGAGCUGCAGGGAGGAUUCCUGGUCAGCCUCUGGCCCUGCCGUGCCUCUCCAGGAGGGCAUUGCUUGGUGGCCGGAGCCACCCUCCAUGCGUUGUGAUGUUCGCAGCCUGUCGCCCUCCUGCUCCACAGGAGCGGGAGGAGAGCGGGCGGCCUGCUGUGUGGGAGGGGAAGAGCCGCCUCUGCCCUGGGACGCUGGGUGAGAGCCUCCUUAGCAGAAGGCUAAGUAACUGCUCUGGAAGAUGACUGUUCCUGCUCGGAUCCUUCUCUGUGCAACUGGAAUAUGCCGUCUUCUCGGCCGUGUGACACAGACUUCUUUCCAUUAAAAGGUGCAAGUUGACUCAUCAGAUGCUGCAAGUGUUAGAUCACCAGGAUCAAGAAAACACAGUUUACCAUGAAUUACAUUGUUUUUAUUUUUAUAAUGAGGACACUUUGCUGUGAGCUUUCAGUUUUUUAAAACAUGAUUUACAUUUCAGUUUGCUCAAGAUAAGAACUCUGCAUCUGUUUGGGAAGCUCCCUUCAGCUUGGAAAUGUGAAUUGGGAGCCUCUGUCCCCUCCGGGCUGGUCUGUCAGACUUGUAUGUAGCCCGGCCUCCUCCCAUGUUGUGGGACAUGUCUGGGGGGGGCUGGACAAGCGUGAGGAGGAAGCAAGAAGGCUGACGGGGGAGGGGGGGCCACUCAGGGCAUCUCUCUUGGGCCUUCCUUCCAGGGGAAGGGAGAAGUUUGUGCUUGUUCAUUGGCUGCAAAAGCAAAGCUGAAAAUAAAAGUGAAGGAAGGCCCAGACGUUCUGUGGCAUUCAGACAGGACAGCAGCCGUGCUUUGUUUGGUUUUGACCUUUGCCAGUGCACCACGGGAGCCUCGGGGCUGUGGGAUGCCGUCUCCAAGCCCUGACGGGGAUGGGGGUGGGAUAAGGGGGGUGGCAGUGCGAGGCUGGGAAGACGUUCUGCGGAGGGACGAGUCGUACAACACAGUGAAAAGUACACGGUGCCCACGAGGCCCCGGAAGUACCUGUUGGUGUUCUUUUUGCCCUCCUCCACUAGCUUUGGACAAUUAAAUCCCAGCUUCCCAGCAUGCCAUUUGUCAUCACUAAGUCGAGCGAGCUCAUUUGUUCAGCCGCCGUUGAACUAACUCACUUAGUUUCAAACCUAGAGAGAAGGUCGCUCCAUUCUUCAGGAGAGACGAGAGACGGGGAUCUAAAAUAAACCGUGCAUUAAUCUGUG